Molecule: messenger RNA, 8229 nt
Organism: Corticium candelabrum
Lineage: Eukaryota; Metazoa; Porifera; Homoscleromorpha; Homosclerophorida; Plakinidae
Product: ectopic P granules protein 5 homolog
Exons: 51
Coding region: 48-8057 (2669 amino acids)
Biological process (GO): autophagosome maturation
Cellular component (GO): cytoplasm
Source: RefSeq, a predicted model, not a curated record
CCAGACAUUGUGUCAAAGUCACGGGUGCAAGCGUGUACUGCAGCACUAUGGAAGCAGCAAGACCGCGAAAGAAACAAAAGAAACGGAAACCUUCAAGCAGAGUUCGCACCAACAACGAAUCCGAUACGCAUGAUUCGGGCAGCGCAAGCGGUGUUACUACCGAACAAAGUACAACCGUAAUCGAGCGUCCCGACGUCGCUGCAGUGGAUGAGGAAAAGGAUGUAGAGAGUGAGUCACAAUUGCAUGUAGCAGAUGAGGAGGUUAGUCACGUGAGUACACCAGUGAAAGUGACUGAAGCUGAACCAGAGAAGAAUGGCAUUGAUGAUAAGGAAAAUGAGGGUGCAGCAGAAGUCUCAGUUACUGGAGAUGCUGAGUGUGAGACUGUGAAUGAACAGACGAGUGAGUCUGUGGAGUGGACGUUGUUGCAGUCUGAGGAAUCAGUUGGGAAUGAAAAGGAGAGCAAUGAGAUAACAAGAAGUAGACAGAUUGAGGAGAUUGAGAGUUCGACUAUGCGGCAUGUGGACGAUAUGGUUGUGACCGAAGAAAUCAGAGUCGACGUCAGUGAUGUGGAUGUCAGUCCGCUGGCUGUGGAGAUACAAAGUGUGCCUGAAAUUGAGGAAAUAGCUCAAGAGGCAAUUACAAUUUCUACUCAAGCUGAUUUCAACGCUGCAGAUCAAGUAUUGAGCGCUGCUGUGGAAAACAGAUUAAUUCAAGAUCAACAUGUAAACAAGAGUCUUGUUGUUCCACUUCAGUCACAACUGGUUGCUGUCGACGAAGCAGAAGAGGGUGUGUUUACCGAAGAGCAACUGGAAACUCUAUAUGAAAACCAAGAGCUAAAACGGAACGACGAGUUUAUCGACAAGUUUUUAAUAGCAUGUAAUCAAGAGAGACACGAGUUUUAUGGGUUGCUAAUGGAUUACUACAAAGCUCGACUGGCUUUGGUUGAUGCCGACCAGAACGUCAAAAACCUUCUUGCUGAGUAUGAGAGUCAGAAGGAGAAAGUGUGGCGGACGGAAGAAUUUGUAGCGACGGCAUCCGGGAAGUGUGGUGAUGGCAACAAAGUGCAACAGUCUCAUAACUACAAGCAAGCAAAAUUUGAUCGUGAGAGAGUCGUUGUUAUCAAUAAAGUGUUACAUGAAAUUCGAUCGUCACUACAGGAGGUAUUGUGUAUGAAAUCAUACACGUGCCAAGUGGCUAAGCAGCAUAUUGAGAUGUACAUUUACGAUCUGCUGAGCAGUCUUUCGUUUGUCAAGGAUUUGAAUGCGGAUUCUUCUGUGACAGCUUGGCCUUCGAAGCUCGUCCCACCAAUGGCCGACGCACUUCUUCAACGUUUACGGCAGUCUGUUAGCGUUCUGUUCAUGUUUCAUCGACGACGUUUAGCCGACGAGGAGUUUGUUACCUACCUUCGUUUCUGGACAGAACAGUUGGUGUCGUACAUGUUGCGAGUCGCCACCGUCGACGAUCACCUGUUUCUGCUCAAUCAUCUCUUGAGGUGUCCACCGGGUGUUGGUCAGUGGGGAACACGUUUGCUGCAGGUGCUCCCGCCCACUCUGUCUGGUCCGAUACACGAGCAGUGGUGUCAAUCGUUUACUGGCUUGCAAGAGCUUCCGUCUGCAGUUGUCCAGUGUUUAGUGCCACCGAAUGUGGAGAGUUUGACGUUGUCGUUGGGAUCUGAUACGUUGUAUGAGGAAAUUCUUUCUGAUGGUUCGUCGUGGGGUGGCCAUCUGCUUGAUCACUUCGUUACAAUGCUGGCUACUUUACUGAUUCCUGUCAAACAGCGUAAUGAGAUGUUGGCUGAUUUGGAAAUAACUCUUACACCAAACCCAGUUGCUAGAGCUCAGGCUUGGACAUUUGUUGAUGAAGAUGGCGAUGAGGAUGAUGAACCAUCCGAGUCAAAUCUAUUACUGAAGGAAAGCGAUUACACACAAUUCUUCAAUCAGUUUUCUCUAUCAUCAACAUUCCAGUACGUUCUUGGUAUACAGUCAAUCGACUCCGACUUGAGCUACACUGUGGAGAAGAUGACCAGCUAUCGUCUCAUGCGAUUAUUUGCAUUCAGCAGUUGUUUAAUGAAAGUACUCAGUGUAGCAUUCUCAACACUUCGACAGCUCCGAUAUAAAUCAUUUGGCAAAAUCAUUGCCAGAUCAGUGCGGCAGACAGUUCAGUACAUGUCUGAUCAUUGGCUGGCGUAUCGUAGCUGGCGGGUUGACGUGUUGGGAGAGAAUGAGCAUCAGGUGCCUCUCACUGUGGGUUCGGAGUAUGCGUUUUCGUUGAAGCGACUGCAGAGUGAAUUAGAUGAGCUGUGUUUUCGUGCUGUCGUCUGUAUUCUUGAAGGACAUCAUUUGGCAACUUGGCAGUUCUUAGCCGAUAUGCCAUACAACAACAUCUCAUCAAAGAUGUUAUGGAAAAUCUUCUGGAUGUUGAUUGAUCCACAAGGUGAUAACACUGCCAGCAAUACGUCACAAGACAACUGGAAAGAAAGACUAAAUGACUCUCACAGACGUGAUGCUUUCAUGAACCGAUUGAUGGACAUGAGUUUUUCAGAGGGCACAUUUCUAUUGACGACGUUUGCAAACAUGGCCAGAUGUCAACCCAAGCAAAUCGAAUUUGUUGAAGCCGUGUGUCUCGAACUGUACGAGGUCACUCAAGUGCAUGUUGCAAUGAGAGAUUUGUGUAGAAAAACGGGUCGUGAUCUCCUGGGAUCUGUGGCUGCUACUUGUCCUCGUAUCAUUUCUGUACUCUUGGCACGUGUCAGCUUGUCUAUUGAAGAUACUGGAAUGGAGGCUAUCUACUUAUUCAAGGUUUUGCCUUUGCGCCAGUGGGUUCCAACCGACAUGGACAUGCAACUUGUGAGGAAAUUUCUUCUGCACCACAACGUUUCGUCGUAUCAACACCACUUGGCAAGAUCGAUCUUGGCCAGCCUCAAUUGGGGCUUUUCUAAUUCUGAUGGCUGUGGAGAAUUGGCUGUGCCCUUCAGUCUUCAUCAGACAGUCGCAAUACUGUUGGUCGAGGUUGAACAUGCUGUUGAUCUAGUUGCAGUCAAGAAGCAGGCAGGGGCCGAUAUCCUUGCUCAGUGGAAUGUCUACAAGUCUGACGACGACAUCAAGAAAACUGUCAGCAGUUGGAUGUGGACUGUUGCCAUGUCACUGCGUCUUCACCGUUCCAACCAACCUGUACCUGUUAUGAGACCCACGUCACUGGCAUCCGGAGGAGAAGAGGCACGAGACGUCAGACAAGAUUUUGUGAUACCAGAGUUUAGUGAUGUGACGUUUUUGCCAGUGAAGCAAGCUAUUUCACAAUCAGCCCUUGCUUGCUUUAUUGCUUUGUCUGCUACAUCAGUUGGCCAUGAAUUGGAGGCAUUUUGUUCAACUGGCCUGCAGUUCUUGAGUCAGUUAGUAGAUUCAAAGCAUUUGCUGGCUGCACUGAAAGUGCUUUCCAACACUGUUACGACAUUCAUUGCUGAUGCUGACACUCUACUAUUGGAGCAAAGAUUUGUGUCUAUUUUGCUUUCUCUAGCACUGGCUGACCUCAACAUGGCAACAUUCCUGCAAAAACUGACUGGCGGUAUUGGUGCCGGAGCAAAUACAAAGUUAUUGGCAUCUCUUGUGCAGACCCAAGUGCUGUCAUGCAAUAGACCAGACAGACAAGAGUAUGUUAAACAGAUUGUGGAAUUUUGGGCUCAAGCGUUUACCUCACUAGACAACUGGAGCAGAGAGAAGAGCAUUCAGUGUGUGCUUGACAGUUUGGUGAAAGUUGUGUUUAACAUUCCGGCGUGUCUAGACGUAUUGCUCAACGUCUUGUAUCACAAAUACGAAGAAUUACUGAAUACUGAAGUAAAGAGUAAAGGUGGAUUUGUUGGCAACUUCUUUUCGAUGCUGUCCGGUUCUAGUGAACCGCCAUCUUUGCUUGACUUUGUGGAUCCUGAGUAUUCUUGGUUUUCUUACGCUUGUCUCACUGUGGAAUCACAGUAUGAAAAAAGUUGUGGACUUCGAGACUUUCUUCAUGAGCAGCUGGAAGACAAUCCAAGAGCAUCAGUAGAUCAGGCACUUAAGGCUUACUUUGCUUCCCAUUCUUUUCCAAAAGGAUCUUUUCGUUCGAAUCACUUGUGUAUAUAUCGAUGGAGUCAGCUCGGUGAGGUCCUUGACAACGAUCACCCACUUUUACCUUUCGUGUGGCAGCAAUUUUUUGCCUUAUUCUUUCACUUUCGAUAUUCCGAUGAUGAUCGUAGAAGUUCAUCUCGAAUUAGUCAAGGUCAACGAUUCUACUCUAGUCUUUCGCAGUCAGGAACAGUCCGCACAAUGAAACGGAGAUUGAAAUCUCUUUGUGAUCACCACAAGUCUAUAGCGGUAUCUGCAGCAGCCGAACAACAGGCUGCCAUAUCAUCAACAGUUUCUGGUGAUGUCAGUCUCCAUGACAAUCUAUCAAAACUUUACUAUGCGAUGAGUCUUUGGAUUGAAGAGCCUCGGUUGCACUCAGCGUCGUUGUACCUUCCAGAUCUGCCACCUCAGUAUCUCAAUGACCGGCUGGAUUCAUUAAUGAAAGCUGAACCUUCUUUGUGGUACGAUCUCGUUGAUCAUGCUGCUGUAACCAGCAACAUUCAAAGAAUGGUACAGGGAUGGUUAAAGGCAGCACGAUUAGAGUCAUAUCAAGUACACAGUCAGGAGAGAGUUCAGACAUCAAGUUCUAGUGAGGACACAGCCAGAAGUCGUCUUAUCAAUCGAUUAACAAGAACAGAAGUAUCACCAGAACGUCCUCCAGCUGUAGUCCUUGCACACUCUCCGAUAGAAGCAAUAGAUUUCAGCGGCGUUUCGAAUGCUCACACAGUUCUUUCCGCCGUAAACGAGGACUUAACCAUUCUCACCAAUUACGCCCAGAUUUUCAGCAAACGAAUUUCAAUUAUGAAAGAAAAGGAUUCUGAAUAUUUAGAGGCAUUGCCGGCCGUGUGUUACAACGAAGACUGCGCGUUGCAUGUGAGUGUAUCAUGUCGGAGUCGAUUCAGCUCGAACUUCGUGUGUGCCGGUCCAGCCAGACUGGUGAUUAAGUAUAAAGAGAAACGUGUUCGUCGGUCUGUUCUCAACGAAAUGGAACGAAAUCGAGAGGAUUGGAGACGCGAAUACAGAGAACUCGUUCGACCAAUUGACAAAGCGGUGGUGAUAUCGGCUAUCAGGAUUGAGUCUGUUAUAUCUCGCAUGGUCAAAGCUUUUGCAGAUAUGUCAGAGAUGGCAGGUUGUAUUAUGGAAGCAGCGAGUGUUCUGUUCUACCACAUGGUUCGGCUUGUUGAUGAUAAUGUUUCUAACACUCCACCAUUGCGUCACUUUUUUACUUUCUGUGUUGAAGUACUCGGGCAGAGGUUUAUUGCUAACAAUCCACCUAAAACAAAAGAACUCCUGUUUACAAUGAUUGAGUCACCAGAACUGUCGUCUAUCCUGUGUCCUUUGUUUACCCCAAAUGUGUGUCCUGAAGACUUUGUGGCAAUGUAUGAGCGAAUUUCCAAAACGUUUAAUAGCUCUGGCACUGCAGAAGCAUUCUCAGCGUUAUCAAAGUUUGACAUUCAAGACUGGCUGACUCGGUACUCACCUGACUACACUCAGUGCAGCUACAUGAUUCAAUGUAUUGGUACCGCAUUGGCUGUUUGUGGACGAGACCCAGUGUCGGACAUUGAAAUGAUGUUCGGUCUUUAUCGUUUACACCUACGUCUUCUCCUGGGUUAUAACUUUCCGAGUCUUUAUGCUGACACGCUUCAGAUGUUACUCAAUUAUACAAAUCGGUCAUUGAUAAGUACUUUGUGCUGGGAAGAUUUUCUUACACUUAUUGGCUGUUCAUUGAGCAUUGAUGAAGACAAGUGUGUUGAUGUGUUAGUUGCGUUGGCAAACAGGUACUCCAAGGCGAAGCUGAAACUGUCUGCAGGACAGGUGUCAGAAACAGUAGAAUGGCUAGCCGACCAUUUCAGCAAGCUUCGUGAGUCGUUUAGGUCAACUGUGGUUCAGCCGUCUAGCAGUGGCUUGAUUGCUGCUUCGGACUUGUAUUCACAUCUGCAUCCUUAUGUCAACUAUUUGGCUGAUUUUCUUGGCUACAUGGGACAGUUGCUGAUCAUUCACCUUGGAAACAGGCUUGGUGACAACCUCCUCUCAGCGAUUCAGAAUGUUUGGCAGCUGCUUGUGAAAUUGUUUGAGCCGUGGAUUCAGAUGUUAGCGGUUGAUCUGUUGGAUGGAUCGGCUGGAAUACAGCCACCAUGGCGGGCAGAUCAGAACGACAUGGCUUCAUUGUUUGUCAACAACUUCGUCACUUGUGCAAGCUGUUUGCAGUCUAAAUGCCAAGCAUUUAUGUUCACAGAAUACGAUGUGAUGUUCCUAGCAUGGCAAUACUAUCAUAACAUGUUGGUCAAGUCAGUCAUCCCCGAUUACGCCUUGCUUGUCUUUCAUACCGAGAUGAGGAAGUUGCCGUGGCAAUCGUUCUUUCCCACUCUAGAUGUGUUGCAAAAUAUGCUUGAGGUAGAGACGUCUUUCACAACAAGCUGCUUUGUAUUUGUGGGCAGAGUGAUUCCCUAUAUGUCUUGGUCAUCGGUUAUUAGCAAAUACGAAUUUGAGUUGGAAAAUUCAACACCCGGUGCUUCUUGCGUUCUUCACAGCACAUUACUACAACUCAUCGUUAGGAUACUGGCCAAGAGGGAGAUAAUGGAAACAAAGGGUUUACCAAUGAGGAGUCUGUUGCAGGUGUUAGGCGAUUUGCCUUGGUUUCGUGUUGAUACAGGAGCUUAUAGUAAUGUGUGUCAGUGGCAACAAGAAAACUGCAAUCCAGUCAUGGUGUUGCACAGUAAUUCAUGUCUUGCCAUGGCACUUGGGCUUCUGAAGCAAGCCGCAGAAUUCAGUACACCCGACGGUGUCCCCGCAGGAACGGACGCUCUUGCAAAACGAUGCUCAUACAUUCAGCUGGUGGUCACAUUGAUAUCAAAAUGUUCAUCACUUAAAGAGCUUGCAAAAGAGAGUUUCUACGAGCCUGUGAAGGAAUUAUUUCAGAUUAUAGAAUCCUGUGUAGUCAAGGACGGUCGCAUACCGAGUCAGGACGUUGCAGUGAUGAUAUCUGAGUUUCUUGCUCUUCUUAAUCAUUGUCGUCCAAGCAGUGCUGCAAUAGCUUCAAUACUGCCAACAACUUUAGAGUGUAUCAUGACCCCAAUGUCUUCAUCACAUUCAAUUGUGACUCUUCCAUUCAUUAGUGCGGCUUGUCAAUCGUUGGCAUCUAUGGCACACAUGGUUGCAGUACUGGAGGCCGCGAUAAUGACUCACUUCAGUGGAUGUAAUUUGGUAGUUGGAGCGGCUGGUAAUCAGUUGUCGUGGUUGUGGUCGGAAGUAUUGACGAUGCUGGAGAUUCCUGAGUUGUCGCUUGAUGAGUUUUUGCAAGCGUGUGUGUCUGGGAGAGCGUUGCUGACUCUGUAUACUCACGUUUUGAAACAUUUACCGCAGUGUGUUAAUCUGAAGGAGGAGUUUGUCAUUCUUGAACAAGUUGUUCAGUGGUGCAGUAAUGUUCAGCUGACGCCCGAGUGUGAGACAAAGAUUCCCUUGUUGUGGCACAAAGCAAUCGACUUAUGCCUACGGCAAAUCGACUUCGGAGGAUCGAAUGUGCUAUCACUACUGAACAAAGUGGCUGCUGGAAUGAUGAAGUGCGGAGAAGACAAAGAGAGCAGUGGCUUCCUGGGGGCAAUCGGAUUAGGCAAGAGAUCCAAUCUCAGUACAAAGUUUCGCUUUCUCAGUCGCUCGUUGGCUGCUGCUGUUCACAUCCAACUUCCAUCUGAUCUCUCCAUACGCCUUCAACCCAACGAUCCCGGUCAUCCUCGGGAUCAGAAACUCUCUAGUGCUUCGACCUCUCAGACUGAGAAAGCUGUGGCUGGAUUGGAGUCGCUCAGGACCAAUAGACAGUAUGCAGAGCUUGUCGGUCAGGUUGAUCAGGUCUACUCUGUUGUCUCUCAACCUUCGUUUUGUCUUCGAGACGUUCCACCGCUUCUGUCUCGUCUUGCAAACACGCUGUUUCCAUUCGCGGCAUAUCUUCGUGUGCUUGCCGUGUGAUAGUCGGUGGAAAUAUAUUCAUUAAUGAUUAAUCUUGGAGUGAUAUCCGGGAACUGUCGAGUUUUGAUGUUACUAAUAAUUGAACCAUUAGCCAUGUAAUAGAGGUCAUUCUGUAAUUCUGUACUGCACAUUUUGGAGUCAUUGGAAUACGUGAUAGACUAACUACAAGCAA